UAGUAUAGAUCCGAUUGAUGCAAAUAUCAAUGAUUAUAAAAAUAAUAUUUUAAUACCGCCUUCAACUCAAAGGAUUAGAAAGAUAUCACACGCAUCUCAACCUUAUGUUAGUUUGAAUGCAAUUCCCGAAGAGAUGCUAACAAAUGGUUCAAAAGUAAGCAGUAGUGAGAAGACAAUCAAUGAUUGGGCACCGGAUGGUGGCUAUGGUUGGGUUAUAGUGUUGGCAUCUUUUUGCUGUAAUCUCACUGUUGAUGGCAUUUGUUAUACAUUUGGACUGUUUUUCAAUCAUUUUGUUGAUUCUUAUGGUUCAAGUAAAGCGAUGACAGCAUUAGCCGGUUCUCUACUAAGCGGUUGUUAUAUGACUGCAGGAGUAUUUGUUAGCGGCCUAACAAAUAGAUACGGGUGUCGUCCCAUUACAAUAAUUGGUAGCAUUAUAUCAUGUCUGGCAUUCAUUACAUCGACAUUAGCUCCAAAUAUAUUCAUUUUGCUCAUCACUUACGGAAUGAUAGCGGGAAUCGGAUUCGGAUUAAUUUAUUUACCGGCGAUAGUGACAGUCGGCUAUUAUUUUACAACAAAACGAGCCUUUGCUACGGGUAUAGCUGUUUGUGGUUCAGGUAUGGGUGCUUUUCUGUUUGCACCGUUAUGUCAAUGGCUAUUAUCAAUCUACGAUUGGCAAAAUGCUAUAAUUAUAUUAUCAGGUCUUAUACUUAACUGUGCUGUCUAUGGAGCACUCAUGAGACCACUUAAUAUUGUGAUCAAUCAAUUGGAUGACCAUCUCCUAGAAAAUAAAGCAAUUAAUAGUAGAGAAUCGGGAGUUAAUUUAACGACAGAUUUUGAUUAUAUUGAAGUCCAUGAGUCCAACAAUUUAGAUAUUAAUUAUAUUUCAGUUAAUUCUAAGCAAAAUAAGAUACGAUCCAAAUCUGAAAUCCGUCCGCCAGUUCUUGAAGAGCUAUUACCACAGGUUCUCCACAAAAGACAAAGUAUACAUUCAUCCCAAAGAUCUAUAAUAGUGCCGCCAAUGACCAGAAAAGACAUCUUUUACUCGGGAAGUACUCAUAAUAUUAAAUCUGAAUCAAACGGCAAUUUGAGUGGUGUUUUCAUUAAUAAUAAUCGCCACUCAAUUGAUGCUAAAUAUGCACAAAAACUGUCGAUCGCCAGUGAAUCCAUGUUUUAUGAGAUGAAAGACAUGGAAAAUUGGGAUAAUGACAAACAAUACAAAAUUACAAACAAACAAAAUAAUGACAAACAAAAUCUUAUUUUAACAAUAUUUGAUUUAUCUGUACUGAAACAGCCAGUUAUGGUAUUACUAGUUGUGGCCAAUAUUUUUGGGAUGACUGGCUAUUACAUACCUUUUGUCUAUAUUACACAAUACGCUAUGACUAUUAGUGAUGGUAAUGAACCGGUAACUUCAGGACAGUCGGCAAUGUUAGUGUCAGCUAUUGGCAUAUCAAAUGUUUUGGGAAGACUAUUGUUUGGUUGGAUUAGUGAUAAAAUUUCAAACAAACAGAUCUGUGGAUUGACUAUAACGGCGCUUACAAUAAACAAUUGUUGCCUUUUUAUUGCCGGUUUUGUCACUAUUUUGAUACCUCUUUGGAAUCAAUAUCUGAUUUUACUUAUUGAUUGUAUAUUAUUUGGUUUGUUUAUCUCCUCUUACAUGUCAUUGACUUCAAUCAUAUUAGUAGAUCUAAUGGGAAUUGAAUGUCUGUCCACAACAUUUGGAUUAAUCAGUUGCUUUCGAGGCAUGUCAUCAAUAUUGGGUCCUCCAUUAGCCGGUGCCCUAUAUGACACAACCGGUUCAUUUUCAUUAAUUUUUAUUUGUUCCGGUUUACUACUUAUCACUUCUUCUAUUUUACACAUUUUUGUAUCAAAAUAUGAAAAUCAUAACCAAUUAAAAUAA
Oppia nitens is the source of this 1897-nucleotide messenger RNA. RefSeq names its product monocarboxylate transporter 12-B-like. Lineage: Eukaryota; Metazoa; Arthropoda; Arachnida; Sarcoptiformes; Oppiidae. Gene Ontology annotation, molecular function: monocarboxylic acid transmembrane transporter activity. The transcript is spliced from 8 exons. The coding region runs from base 134 to 1897 and encodes 587 amino acids. The record is from RefSeq and is a predicted model, not a curated record. Gene Ontology annotation, biological process: transmembrane transport; monocarboxylic acid transport.